CCUUAAAGUCGCGAAAACUUAUAUGGACCUCACAAAAUCGCCCGCUUCUAAAAACAGAGAAGAGCGUGCGCGAUACAUCGGGGCUUCUUUCCAUCGGGGCUCCUCCGGAUAAGAACGGCGUACGGGAUUUGAGAGGAUAUUCCUCCGACUUCGUUCCGAAUCAAAUCCCCGUCCGCUUAGAAAAGGGUCGUCGCUCUUUCUCCCGUCCGGGUCUCCGAUCGAUUGGGAAUUCCGAUCCGGUUCCGAGCGGUGGGUCUGGUUGCGUCUUUCUUUCGGCAUAGGGAUUCGAUUUGCGGAGCUCCUUAGGCCGACCCAGAUCCGCGCUGCCCUUCCAGCCGAGGGCGAUUCCCCUUCCCCGCCGCCUGCGAUGGAGGCCGAGAAGAAGUACAUUACGGCGGAGGAGCUCCGGAAGCACAGCACGCCGGGGGAUCUGUGGAUCUCGAUCCGGGGGAAGGUGUACGACGUGACGGAGUGGGCGGAGCGGCACCCCGGCGGCGAGAUCCCGCUCCGCACCUUGGCGGGGCAGGACGUGACGGACGCGUUCCUGGCGUACCACCCCGUGUCGGCCUGGCAGCACCUGGAGGGGCUGUACACUGGGUACCGCGUCCGGGACUUCGCCCCCUCCGAGGUGUCCAAGGACUACCGGCGGCUCCACGCCGAGCUCGCCCGCCUGGGGAUGUUCGAGAAGAAGGGGCACAUCGCGGUGUGCGCCCUGACGGCCAUCGCGCUGAUGCUUUCGCUGUGCGUGUACGGUGUGGUGGCGUGCGAGGGCGUGGCGGUGCACUUCCUCUGCGCCGUCCUGCUCGGGCUGCUGUGGAUCCAGGGCGCGUACAUGGGGCACGACUCCGGGCACUACCAGGUGAUGACGACCACGGGAUGCAACCAGAUAACCCAGCUCCUGGCGGGCAACUGCCUGACCGGCAUCAGCAUCGCGUGGUGGAAGUGGACCCACAACGCCCACCACCUCGCCUGCAACAGCCUCGACCACGACCCGGACCUCCAGCACAUCCCGGUGUUCGCCGUCUCCUCGAGGUUCUUCAACUCGCUCACCUCCAUCUUCUACGGCCGGAAGCUCCAAUUCGACUCCGUGGCGAGGCUGUUGGUGAGCUACCAGCACUGGACGUUCUACCCGGUCAUGUGCGUGGGGCGGAUCAAUCUGUUCAUCCAGACAUUCCUCCUCCUCUUCUCCAAGCGGAAAGUCCCAGAUCGCGCCCUCAACAUCCUGGGCAUCCUCGUGUUCUGGACCUGGUUUCCUCUGCUCGUGUCCUUCCUCCCCACCUGGAGCGAGCGGGCCAUGUUCGUGGUCACCAGCCUCAGCGUCACGGCCAUCCAGCACAUCCAGUUCUGCCUCAACCACUUCUCCGCCAACGUCUACAUGGGCCCGCCCAACGGGAGCGACUGGUUCGAGAAGCAGACCGGCGGGACCAUCGACAUCUCGUGCCCGACCUGGAUGGACUGGUUCCACGGCGGGCUCCAGUUCCAGCUGGAGCACCACCUGUUCCCGCGGCUGCCCCGGUGCCAGCUCCGGGGGAUCUCCCCGCUCGCCCGCGACCUGUGCAAGAAGCACAACCUCCCCUACCGGAGCCUCUCCUUCUGGGACGCCAACAUCUCCACCCUCCGGACGCUGCGGACCGCCGCGCUGCAGGCGCGGGACCUGUCCAGCCCCGUGCCCAAGAACCUUGUCUGGGAAGCCGUCAACACCCACGGCUGAUGAGCAGGCGUGGAGGAGGAGGGGGGCUUGGGGCCUUUCAAUUCGACAUUUACAGCAUUUCUUCGCGCAUUCCCAGACUUUUCAGAUGAUUUUUUUCUUCAGCCCCUGCCUUGUUUCCAUUUCGCACACCAGCCGUUCUUCAGAAUUCGAUUCGAUUUCAAUCCCCCGGAGUUCUUUACCUGCGAGGUUUGAUUUGCUAAUGUUCGAUCUUCGGCUCUCUCUUAUAAUAUUAAUUUGUUUCUUUUGAGCAUUUCUUUUCUUACCUGUUUCUUGCUCGCCUUUCGUUCUUAUUUCUCGUACCCAUCAUCAAUA
Eucalyptus grandis is the source of this 2023-nucleotide messenger RNA. Its product is annotated as delta(8)-fatty-acid desaturase 2. The coding region runs from base 368 to 1711 and encodes 447 amino acids. Gene Ontology annotation, cellular component: membrane. The transcript has a single exon. Gene Ontology annotation, biological process: lipid metabolic process. The record is from RefSeq and is a predicted model, not a curated record. Gene Ontology annotation, molecular function: oxidoreductase activity, acting on paired donors, with oxidation of a pair of donors resulting in the reduction of molecular oxygen to two molecules of water. NCBI's taxonomy places the organism in Eukaryota, Viridiplantae, Streptophyta, Magnoliopsida, Myrtales, Myrtaceae.